CCUAUUCAAUUUGCCGUGGUGAAUUCUGAAAGGAAAAGAAAAGAAAAGGAAAAACAAGUUUUACAUUUCGACAUUUAAUGGAACACGACCAGUCAGAUAUUUAUCAGAUGCAUUAUUAUGUUUAUCCGUUUAACAUGUGUUUCUAUUUUUUGUCUUUGAGAAGACACUCUGCUUAUAAACUGCCUUUCCUCCUCCAUGUAUUGAUGUAUUUCUUUUUGUAACUGUCCCAACUUACAGAUCCGUUGACUUCAUUUCAGCCAUUAAUGUGACAAAAGAGAAGCUCAGUUAGCAGGAUCGCCAUUUUUCAAUGGACAUCUGCAGUUUGGAAGCUCGCUUGUAGGUUUUCUUCUCUCUCUCUGUCUCUCUCUCUCUCUGUAAUGGCCAAUUGAGUCUACAGAGCAGUUUCUAGGAAAAGAACAAAGAACAUGAAUCUUCUUCAUGCCAUCCUGCAGUUUGUCCUCAUCCUCGAAGUUUUCCCGAUAUCUGACGAAAAGGUAUCUUGAUUCUUGCAAAAGGCAUGAGGUGCUACCCAAUUCUGCAGUACUAUCAUGUUUUCCUAAGGCCAAAAUACAAAAGUCCCGCCAGGAGAACUGUAGCAUUGCAGUUUUACUAAAUCAGCUCAAGGACAAUGAUAUUUCACCCCUGAUUGAUGUACUCUUGGCAGUAAACUCUUCUGAAAUUGAUGCAGUUGACAUGUUUCAUGAAACACCUUGCGAUUUAGAUGAAGAACAUGUUAUGUCCUUGUUGCGAGCAAUUAAUCUAAAACUCCGAGCUGUUAAUCUGCAAGGCAUGUCAUUGGAAGAGGACUUUUUGCAGGAUCUAUGCCACCAUGGCUUAGCUUGCGAGGUUUUAUAUUUGAGGUCCACUAAAAUCCAAAAACUAAAUAUGGCUGGAAGGUUCAUGCGACUACACACCUUAAAUUUGGAAUUCUGUACUUCAAUCACUAGUUUGCAUAGGGACUGUUUUUCUUGCAUGCCGAAUCUGAUGCGUCUCUCAAUGUGUGCAACGAGGGUGGUUGAUCUUUGGACCACCACUGCUGCCUUAUCGAAACUUCCUUCUUUGCUGGAACUACGUUUCCAGAACUGCUUGUGCUGCACGGAUACUAGGCCAUGUCCUGCGUCAUUUGGUAAGAAAGAAAGUGCUGCUUGUGAGAGACUUGGUUCAGCUCAAUUCAAUAUGGGUUCAUCCACUGAACUAUUGCCUGCCAAUACUGGAGAUGCUCCUACUCUAGCUUCCCAUGCUGAUGGGUUGCUUUUAGGCGCUAAUAUAUUUGUGAUAAAUGAGGCUUGUGAAGGAAGUGAUAAGCUUUCAGUCGCUACUGAUAAGCUUUCAGUUGCUAGUGAAGCCAAAAUAUCAAGAUUCCUUCAGAAAAUGGAUUUGCUGGAACUAUCAUCUAAUGUCCUUUCUACUUUGGAUGUACAAGUGAAAUUACAAAAUGAGAUUGAAGACAGCAAUAAUUUUCUUCCAAGUGGCUGCACACAGGAUUUAAAGAAUUGCAAGAACUAUAGCUCACACCACCCUUCACCCAUCUGCUUUGAGAAACAUUAUAGGGAAUACAUAAUUGCUUCAUUGCCUCAUUUGGAAGUUUUAGAUAAUCUGCCUGUUGAGAAGAUGGACAAGGAAAUGGCAAGAAUCAUCAUUUCAACACACUAUGAGUACUUACCUUAUAACAGAUGUUACAAAGAAAGCGUUUCUAACAUUCUGCGGAAACGUGAGAUAGGAGCAGGCAGUGCCUGCUGCCCAAAUUUCUCAAAGCCAAGGCAGCAAUAUCCUGACGGAAAGAGUCAAAUUUUCUUUUCACGGUCACUUAGUUCUGCCAAACUUGGGUCUGCUACAUGGCCUCUCUUGGAUCCUUUGUCUAACUUGAGUCACAUAAACAAAGAAGGAAAUAAGAGGCUCCGUCCUAGGCAGUUUGAAUAUCAUCCAUGUGAUUCCAGUCUUAUGGUGUUUGGAACUCUGGAUGGUGAUGUAGUGGUCAUCAAUCAUGAAAACGGGAAGAUUGUUGGUUAUGUUCCUUCCACAGGAGCAAUGAAUAGUAUUUUGGGUCUCUGUUGGCUCAAGAUGUAUCCAUCCAAGCUGCUGGCUGGCUCUGAUAAUGGUUGCCUGAAGUUGUUUGACAUCAGUCAUAUGCCACCGAAAGUUGCAGCUGUAAAUUGCACUACUGGAGUGGUCACUUUUGAUGAUUUUGAGCCAUUGACUUCUGUUCAUGUCAAUUCCACAGAUGAUAAGUUUGUUGCCAGUGGGUACUCAAAAGAUGUUGCUCUAUAUGACAUUAACAAUAGAAGACGCAUACAAUUGUUUCCUAACAUGCAUCGAGAGCCCAUUAAUGUUGCCAAAUUUGCUCACCAUUCUCCCUUCAUAUUUGCUACUUCAUCUUUUGACCGUGAUGUUAAGCUCUGGGAUUUGAGACAGAAACCAGAACAGCCCUGCUACACAGCUUCAAGUUCAAGAGGAAAUGUGAUGGUUUGCUUUUCUCCUGAUGACCAAUAUCUGCUUGUUUCAGCUGUUGACAAUGAGGUCAAGCAACUUUUGGCAGUAGAUGGGAGGCUUCACAUGAAUUUUGAGAUUGCCUCAACAGGAAGUGCUCAUAACUAUACUCGUUCCUACUACAUCAAUGGAAGAGACUACAUUAUAAGUGGAAGCUGUGACGAACAUGUUGUCCACAUCUGCUGUGCUAAAACUGGAAGAAGACUUAAGGAUGUUUACUUGGAGGAUAGUGACUCCAAAAAUUCUCUGUUUGUUCAGUCCCUAAGGGGUGAUCCUUAUAGGCCUUUUCACAUGAGUGUCCUUGCUGCCUCCAAGCGUCCAACCUAUAAAUGUGAGAUCAUUAAGGUCAAUUUACUAGCAUCCAGUUACUCUCCCAAAGAAUGUUCUGAUGAUCAACACGUCCGCUCAUCCAGUAGUCUAGGAGGUUGAGAUUAGAACUUCUUUCAUGGUACAUGCGUGAUAUUGGUAUGCCGAGGAAUUUACAGCAAGCCCCUCUAACUGUUGUCAGAGUUUGGCUUCCUUCUGUAAAUUCUUGUUUCACCAUGGUAUUUAAUGUCAACAGCUCGAAUGCACAUAGGUUUAAUCUUGUAUAAUACUGUAAUGAAGUUUCAUGUUUGUAUAUAAAAAUUCAUUUCAGCCAAAAAUCUGAAGCAUCAUUUUACUGUAAGGCUUCACACUGUUUUCACCACUUGCUAGUGAAUUUGAAUAGCUUGCCAAUCUA
This is a messenger RNA of Ricinus communis (castor bean), 3208 nucleotides long. RefSeq lists its product as uncharacterized. Lineage: Eukaryota; Viridiplantae; Streptophyta; Magnoliopsida; Malpighiales; Euphorbiaceae. Gene Ontology annotation, biological process: cellular response to UV-B. The transcript is spliced from 11 exons. Gene Ontology annotation, molecular function: protein binding. Gene Ontology annotation, cellular component: Cul4-RING E3 ubiquitin ligase complex. The record is from RefSeq and is a predicted model, not a curated record. The coding region runs from base 439 to 2916 and encodes 825 amino acids.